AUGAGUUUAGUGUGCUCUUUGAUGGCACUUGUGACACAGUUAACACAUCAAAGUGUGCGUAUCCUUUGCUCAUGCGUGUCUAUUCGGUAACAUUUUAUUAGUCAAGGGAUACGAACAAAGUGUCAGCCAUUCAGCUGGAUGAUUUAUUAAUUAAUGAAUUAAAUUACUCUCAAGUAAAGUACAAUUGUAGAGUUAGCUAUUGCUCGAGCCAUUGUUGUUGUUAUUGUUAUUAGUACUGUUAUUGUUAUCAAGUAGCAUUAAAAUGAUUUAGCCGUAAGUGUUGAAGAUAACUGGCUCGUAAAGUGGGAAUUUGAAUAAAUUUAGGGGCGAUUGUGAUCGAUUAGGCCCGAAGCGAAGCCUGAACCUGAGUUAUUGACCCCUGGUUCGUGAUCUCAGAGAACAGUAGACGAUUUGCCUGCUGUUUUAUCGGCAAUAUCUCAUUUCCGUUCGUCAAUCAUUCAUGCCUUCAGUCGUAAGUCAUAACUUGGAGAUCAAACGAUUUAUACUACAGAUUAAUUUUCAUUUAUAUUUAUGAGGUAUUAUAAGACAGACACACACACGAGCUUGUUUCUGGACUGGUGCAGCGACACACUAAAAUGAGAUAUUCCACUCGAAAGAAAAGUUCUUAACGAGGUAGAGCUUGAGUGAACCAUUGGCUUCCUAAUUGCAGAAACAGCUCUCCAAGAGCAACUGAAUAAAAUAAUAACAGCAAUAUUAUUAAUAAUAAUAACAACAACAACUGGAAAAACAAUAUGACAAAGAGGUUUGAGUUUAAUUGGCAGAUCGAGGUACCGGAGGCUCUGCGCAAUGGAUGUGUGUUUGAUCGGUGGACUGAGGAGAAGGACAAUACUGAACUCGAGCUUAAUUGUCUCUUCAAGGUUGAUGAGUAUGGGUUUUUCAUUUACUGGCAAAGCGAGGGCAAGGACGGCGACGUCAUCGAGCUGUGUCAAGUGAGCGACAUACGGGCUGGAGGUGUACCCAAGGAUCCGAAGCUGUACGAUAAGUUGGUAGGCAAGCACGGCGAACAACUUGAUGAUAAAAGUCUUGCCAUAUGUUCCGGAGUCGAUUACACAAAUAUUAAUUACCAACAUGUUGUCUGUCCUGAUGUUAACACUGCUAAGAUAUGGUUAGCUGGAAUAAGACGUAUCACUCACAAUGUCAAAGCCAAUAAUGUAUGUCCGCUGACUUGUUUAAAAAAACAUUGGAUGAGACUGAGAAUGCUGGUUGAUCCCAAUGGAAAAGUUCCUGUGAAGGUUGUUGCAAGAACUUUUGCCUCUGGAAAGACUGAGAAGUUGGUCUAUCAGUGUCUGUCUGACUUGGGUUUGCCGAGUGGCAAGAACGACGUCAUAGAGCCAGACGACUUCACAUUUGAUGCAUUUUACGCCCUCUACCAUAAAAUCUGCCCACGUAAUGACAUCGAGGAACUUUUUCAAUCCAUAACCCAAGGCAAAGCAGAUACAAUUAAUUUGGAACAAUUGAUAACUUUUCUGAAUGAGAAACAACGUGACCCAACUUUAAAUGAAAUUCUCUAUCCCCUUUAUGACGAAAAGCGAGCUUUUGAAAUAAUUAAUGAUUACGAGCAGAAUGAAAGCUAUAGAAAUCAAAAGACAAUGACUAAGGACGGAUUUAUCAGAUAUUUAAUGUCCGAUGAGAACGCUCCAGUUUUUCUUGACAGAUUGGACGUCUAUAUGGAUAUGGAUCAGCCCCUGGCCCAUUAUUACAUCAAUUCCAGUCAUAACACUUAUUUGAGCGGCAGACAGUUUGGCGGAAAAUCUAGCGUCGAAAUGUAUCGCCAGGUUCUGCUCGCCGGUUGCAGGUGCGUCGAAUUGGAUUGUUGGGAUGGGAAAGGUGAAGACGAAGAACCGAUAAUAACUCAUGGGAAAGCAAUGUGCACGGCGAUUCUCUUCAAAGAUGUUAUUUAUGCAGUCCGGGACACGGCAUUUGUGACGUCUGAGUACCCGGUGAUACUGAGCUUUGAAAAUCACUGCAGCAAAGCUCAACAGUACAAAUUAGCUAAAUACUGUGAUGAAAUAUUAGGCGACUUGUUGCUAAAAGAACCACUAAAAGAUUAUCCGUUGGAACCGGGUGUGCCGCUCCCACCACCGAGUCUUCUCAAGCGUAAGAUUCUCAUCAAGAAUAAGCGACUGAAACCGGAGGUUGAGAAACAAGAAUUAGAGCUCUUCAAACAAGGUCAAUUUAUUAUCGAGGAUGAGAUCAAAGAGGAUGCUAGUGCACCGGCUGUUGUGGCGGGAGUUGUUGAACAACAAUCGGUAGACUCUGCAGUUGUAGACGUUGUUGCCGUUCAGCAAAACUCAUCAAAUUCUGGCGUGGGUCCAACUGGUCUGGGUGACAGCAUCGAGUUGGCUGUCGUGCAACCCUACACCGGCAGUACUACCAACGUCCAUCCCUGGCUAUCUUCCAUGGUAAACUAUGCACAACCCAUAAAAUUUCAAGGUUUCGACGAGGCCGAACAAAAAAAUAUGCACUACCACAUGUCUUCCUUCGCCGAAAACACUGGCCUCAAUCAUCUAAAGACUUCGGCAAUUGAAUUCGUCAAUUACAACAAACGGCAGAUGAGCAGAAUCUAUCCAAAAGGUACCAGAGCUGAUUCAUCAAACUACAUGCCUCAGGUCUUCUGGAAUGCCGGGUGCCAAAUGGUCUCGUUGAAUUUUCAAACGGCCGACCUCCCAAUGCAAUUGAACCAAGGGAAAUUCGAAUAUAACGGAUCGUCAGGCUACUUGUUAAAGCCCGACUUUAUGAGACGUGCUGAUCGAAGCUUCGACCCGUUUGCCGAGAGUCCAGUUGAUGGUGUUAUCGCAACUUCGUGUAGCGUCCAGGUUAUUGCCGGGCAAUUUCUGUCUGACAAAAAAGUUGGCACCUACGUUGAAGUGGAGAUGUACGGGCUGCCAACAGACACGAUCCGGAAGGAGUUCCGUACCCGAGUCGUUCCCGCAAAUGGUCUAAAUCCGGUUUACAAUGAGGAGCCUUUUCUCUUCAGGAAAGUCGUGCUGCCGGAUCUGGCGGCUCUCAGGUUCGCGGUUUACGACGAGUCCAAUGGAAAGCUUCUUGGUCAGAGGAUUGUUCCUCUGGAUGGGUUGCAGUCCGGGUACCGGCACAUUGCACUGCGCACAGAGGCUAAUUUCCCCAUGUCACUCCCUAUGCUCUUUUGCAACAUUGAGAUUAAAAUUUACGUGCCCGAUGGGUUCCAAGAGUUCAUGGAUGCCUUAACGGCUCCACGAGCGCCGAGAAAGACAGAAAUUCCAACACAGCCCCGUGUACGGGGUUUAGAUGAAGGCGAUAGCAAGCUAUCAGGGGAUUCAUCUCAAGCACGAUCUAAUGAAGCCGCUAAGCCGAGAGAGACAAUGGAUUUUGAGCCAAUAACCGUGGAAGCACUGAGCCAAGAAAAAUCUUACCAAAAAUUAGUCCGUAAGCAGCAGAAAGAGUUGGAGUCUUUCAAGAAACGCCAGUCAAAAGAAAGAAAUACCGUCCAGAAGCAGCAGUGCGCUGCUAUAGAGAAGCUUAUAAAGGGAAAAAACAAAGCGGAAUUAUCGAGGGAUCCGAUCGUUCGUAGAGCGGUCUCAGAGCAGACGACUCAGUGGUCCCAUCUGACGGAGAGACAACGGAGAGAGGAACGCGACCUGGUGCUGAGCCACUUGGAGGAUCGGAGGACGCACCUGCGCAAACUCUGUCUGGCUGCCCAAGCGAACCAGUGCAAGAUUCUGACGACGAGGCACGAAAGAGAGAUCAAGGAGUUAAACGCUCGGCAAGCCAGGCUUUCGGUAGAGAGCACUCGGGAGGUGAUGAACGACAAAACUCUCAAGAGUCGCGGUAUCAAGGAGGGGAGGCUCAGAGAAAAACAGCAGAACAAUACCAAGAGAUUUAUGGAGGAGCGUAAAUUUGCCCAGAUGGUUCAGAAUCGGGAGAGAGAGAAGCUCAAGAUGAUACACAAUGAGCAGCUUGAGGAAUUGCAGAAGGAAAUGAAUGGGAUAGUGGAGAUGCAUAAGAAGCAAGAAAUCGAGUGCGAGUUGGGUCCAAAGAAUGAAUUCUACGUGUGAUUAAAAAUGCCGAAAUAAAUUAUAGUUUCUUGUCAAAUAGAUUUAAAAAAGUAAAUAAUUAAAACUAGCCUAUAGUUAUUUAUUAAAACUAAGUAGAGAAUAACUGAAAAAUAAUAAUAAAUCUCAGAUAAUUUAUAACUGUCGUUAAACUAUUGGAAUUGGGAACAAGUCUUUGCGUUAGUAUGGUCUCGUGUACCUAGCUCUGUCUUGCAUCACCCGCUCGACGUGGAGAGUAAACAAACUGACAAAAAAAAUUUAAAUAAAUAAAUAAAGGAAUCAAUAGUCCUAAAUAAAAUAUUUUAAAAAUAUAAAUAGCGGUGUGCAAAUAAUGCGACUUUAUUAAUUUUUCGUAUAAAAUCGAAUAUUGAUGUUCAACUUUGAUUUUCAAUCGAGUUAUUUUAAAAAGUCUCUACAAAUUAUUCAAAAAAUCGGAACUGUCGUAAAACUCUUAAAUUUAUCCUUGAGGUAAAAAUUAAAUAUUCAAAAUUUGGAUAUUGACAAAUAAUUUAAAAUGUCAAAAAUAUAAAUGAUCCGAUAAGAGAUCAAAGUAGAAUAUAAAUAUCACACUCGAAUACUAUCAGCACAUCCAGGAUAAAUAAAUAUGAAAAUAAAUCUAAAAUAGUUUAUUUAGCAAGAGUGUCCGGUUAUUUAUUUAAUAAUGGAAAAAAGUCGUCUGUCCACUUUUGUGCCAUUAAGUGUGUAGAUUGUUUAAUUGACUGCGCACAAUUGCCUAUAAAUAUAAAUAUAAAUAUAGUAUUUAAAUAUUACACGCACUCGUAGGCAUUAAUUGUUAUAAUUUAUAAAUAUUUUUGGACAUUCACCGGAUGCUUUUAUUAAACAAGCUAUAAAUAUAAAUAUAUGUAUACAUAACAAUACGUGCGUAUAUUUAUAUAAAUUAUUCGGCGAUAAAGUUGUAGCUCAUCUCUUCUUAAUAUUUUUUUAUAAGAGUCUAUUAAAUUUAUUCCACGUUGUAGCGUGAGCAUAUAGAUCGAGCAGUCAAUAAAUAAUAAAUAAAUAAAUAAAUAAAUAAAUAAAUAUAUGAUUAAAUGAAUAAACAAAGUGAUCUAGUCAAACAAAGUCUUUAGAGUAAUUUUCAAGGGAACACGUAGACGGUCGCUUCGUGUUUUAUCUGCCGUCAACUUUAAUAAAAGUAAAUUAUUUGUAGACUACUAUAAUAUAAAUAUAUAAAUAUUACCUACUGUUAUAGAAUAAAACGAAAAUUUUAUCGAUCAAAAGUAAAUAAAGUAAAAAAUAUUAAGUAUGGACUUGUACGUGGAUAUUUUGCGCUGGCAAAUAACAUUGUACAUAUAUUAAUAUAAUAAAUUACUAAAUAAGUUUAAAUAUAAAUAUUGUCUAGCGAUUCACGGUUCUAUUGUUGGUUUUCGCUAUCGUAAUGUUAUUUACAUAUUAAUAAAUUAUUAUAAUUAAACAUUGAUUAUUUUGAAUCUGUAUAUUGAAUCUAACGACGAGGAUCAAAUAAAGAGAUCGUAGGCCUCUGACAGCAAA
This is a messenger RNA of Microplitis demolitor, 5561 nucleotides long. Its product is annotated as 1-phosphatidylinositol 4,5-bisphosphate phosphodiesterase. Gene Ontology annotation, molecular function: phosphatidylinositol-4,5-bisphosphate phospholipase C activity; calcium ion binding. The record is from RefSeq and is a predicted model, not a curated record. Lineage: Eukaryota; Metazoa; Arthropoda; Insecta; Hymenoptera; Braconidae. Gene Ontology annotation, biological process: phosphatidylinositol-mediated signaling; lipid metabolic process. Bases 753 to 4055 code for a protein of 1100 amino acids. The transcript has 20 exons.